This is a messenger RNA of Hydatigera taeniaeformis, 3411 nucleotides long. Lineage: Eukaryota; Metazoa; Platyhelminthes; Cestoda; Cyclophyllidea; Taeniidae. The record is from the annotation of a GenBank genome assembly.
AUGCCAACCCCCUACCUUCUUAUCGUUUGCCUCACCAAAUUUGCUCUUGCGAGUUCUGAGGAAUUGGGUCAGAUCACAACAAAUCAUCUCCUCAAAAUCAUAAAUGCGAUUAAGCUUCCGAUUCUACCUGAAGGUGCGCGUUUUUUGCAUCGAUCAAACUGCUUCGAAGAACGAUCGGUGCACUUAACCACAUCGAUCAAUGUCAAACUGUGGUACAACCACUCCCACACCUUCCUACGGACAGGUUUUACCACAAGCACUGAAGACUUCCCUGCACACAUUCUCUUCAUGCUGAUUACUGUUCAACAAGGUGGAAUGGUGAUCACCCCGAGAGGGUCGGGGAGUCCAUUAGCAGAGGUCAAUGAUGCUGUCCAACAGGAGUUUGGUGAUUAUUCAAUUCCCGACAAGAUUCUCCUAUCGGAGAGUUUCGAGCUUCUCUUUCAGGAGUGCAAAAGUGCUGUGAGAAGGUUGGCUGAAGUGUCUGAGGAAUACUUUGGUAUUUUUGCUGCACUUGAGUCAAACUAUAGUCAUGUGCAUUUAUUUACGGAACAAUUAUCCCUCUUUGCGCGCCCUGUCUCGUUAUCUGUGACCCUACCGUUUCUGGGGGAAAAUUCUUCCAAAUCUGCCCCUCAUAAUACACCAUUCUCGCCUCGUACCGUGUUGGCAAAGGACUAUGCUCAAAUUUUGAGGCAGGUAGACAGUUUCUGGUUCAAGGUUGGUUCCCAACUUCAGUCCUUCAGUGAGAGUAUUAAUGAACCUGUCGUUUUAUCAACUCUCCAGAAGGAGGUCUCACUGCUUUCAGCUUUGGUUGCUGAAGUAACUGAGAAAACUGAUGAUAUCUAUCGUCUUUCGCGGCAGACUUUGACAGGAGCGAUUGACAAGGAAGCCCACAAGGUACUGAAGAUUGAACAUUUGAAAUUGAAGAAAAUUUCCCGACGUCUGGAUAAUGUUCGAGAGUUAAUGAGCCACUUGGAAGGCGAGAAGACGGAAAAACCCUGGUUUGAUCUCUCCCCGUGCAGAGCCGGCAUCGUAACGUCUACUGCAGCCAAGGUCUUCGAUCUGAUUGGCGGUGUCCACGAGGUCUGGCUGAAACAGAUUGAACUGCGGGAGAUCUUCAAGCUGGCGUUUAUUGGUAACGGUUCCAACCAGCCAUUUUCAGUGGGAUUCAGUUCUCCAAAACCAAAUUUAAAUUCCAUUUCCCUCUCCACCUCUAAUCCGGCUCCUCAACCUGAUGGUAACGUUAGCGGUCUGUGUUGCUGGCGCCAACGUCUGCGAACAUCAAGAUCCGAUUCCUGUCUUCCAUGCAUGCAAUGCCUGAGGCAGCCUGAAAGAAGUCACUAUCCCAAUCACUGCACAUACUUUACAGCCAGUGGCGAGUCGGGUUUCGUCAGCGACUCGGAUAAUGCCCGACUUAGACGACACCGUUGCCAUCGCCAUGGACCGGCCUCUCCUCUCGCUGAGCGAUGCAUUCGAUGUCAGUGUCGCUCGUUUUCUUUCCCCUUGCCUAUCAAUCUAGUGCAAUGCCUUCUCAUCCCACAGCCUCCUGAAUCCUCCAAAGAUGAAUCUAGCACAAGCAAUCAAGUGAGUUUUUUCGAGGAAUGCGCUUCUGUUAGGGAUAAACGUUUCUACCGUGGGUCGAAGAACACAGCAUUGCUUUUUUCUCCGCAUUUCUCGUUAAAUCCGGGAGUGGCAAGUUCACCUAUUGUUGUCAGUCCAAUCUGCUCCUCAACUCGAAAGUAUCCUCGAGGUUGCGAUCUAUCGGCAAGCGAAAGACCGGGAUCUUUGCUGCAGCCAUACAACUCCACUUUUUCGGUGCUCUCCUCUACAAAUGCAAACAAGGAUGACAACGAUGACGAAGUAAAAAAUGUUGCUAUUGGUGGAGCCUUAGCGGCAGGAGAGGAGGAGGAUUCUGCACUCGUCACUUCGCCCACUUCUUACUCCUUCCCACACGACACUGACAACGAGGUCGAUGAAAAUGAAGAUGAGGGGCUAUUUGCUCAUCUAUACCUUGGGAAUGAGUACAAAGAGCGGCGCUGCUUGUCUAGGAGUCUUCCAAGUCUAUUAGACAAGCGACCUGUGGGAUGGAGCGUGCUGCAACCAUUCGAGGAGUCAUUUGAGCAACAAUCGCAGCAGCAACAGAGCCAGUAUACCAUGGAGGAGGCCUAUGUACCCAUAAUCAUGCUUAGUGAAGGAACUGAAGAUGAGGCAGAGGGCAGAGACACUACACUUGGUGUUGAAUCGCGUAAUGGAGUUGGUGCUGGCGACACUAGCAGUCGGCUAGCUUUGUCUCCUCUAAGUUGUCGCUCUGAGGAUCUGGCCAGCCUGGCUGCUGCGUUGCGCCUGUCACCAGCGGACUCGGAAAAGCUUUUCGAGGUUUUGCGUGAUGCUUCCGAUGUGAUAAAUUGGCUGUCGAGUCUCGAGACGUUGCUCUAUGUGCCCACUGAACCUUCCGACAGUUUCUCUUCCGAUCUGCUUUGCCGUCUCCGGCCCGAGCUUAGUCGGGUGGAGUUAGACAAGCGUCUCAGUGAACUCCAAUAUUACGCCGGGCGGUUGGAACGUUGGCGUCAAGAGGUGAACAUGUUGAUUGAGAGACACAAGGCACGUCUUGUAGAUCUCGAGUCCCAAGCCAAUAAACUGCUGGUGUCUGACCACGGGUUCCUCUCCUUCUUUCCAAGUUGGCUGGAUAUGAUCGCUUCCAGACGCUCGGAGGUAGAGCGAGAGUUGCACUCGCAAGUGUGUCUGUUAGACUACAUUAACUACGUCAAUUCAGACAGCAAGAAAAAACUCCAGGAGAUUGAAAAUCAGGCUGGACCGGCUAUAUCUGAAGCCCAGUUCGUUGCGGAACAGCUGAGAAGCCCAAACGUGCCAUUAACCGAUGUGGCCGACUGCUAUCAAUCAAAUGGAUCUUUUUUACGAAGUGUGUCGAACAUUCCUGCUUUGACCGAAAGGCUCCAGGACCUAUUGGAACGCGCUUCAGAGCUGGAUCCUCGCAGCAACCUUCUGCGCCAACCAUCGGUUGAAACACUUUCCGACAAUCAGAUCCUUCGAGCUCGUCUGAGGUCUUCGUUGGCUAAAUUGCACAAUCUUUCCUCCCCCCUCGUCCCCAACUGCAUCGCACCACAACACCAACAAAUCACCCGCUGUCACGCCGAUGUGUCGCCCUCGUCUCGACCAUGCCUCAAACCGAGGUGGAACUCAAGAAGGAUUCUUUGCGUUGCACUGCUCUGCAUCGUAAUACCGCUCCUGUGCUACAUACUCUUUCGACCUGGAUGGUAUAGCGUUGAGGCGCGACACCGGUGCGAUCGCGACUAUUUUCUCUGCUUUGCCUCGGCGUGGUCGCGGUCUCUUUGCAUUGUUAUCCCCUCUUUUUCCUCUUCAGUCCCCUAUUCCCCUACUCCACCUCCCACAUAG